This is a messenger RNA of Megalobrama amblycephala (Wuchang bream), 911 nucleotides long. RefSeq names its product E3 ubiquitin-protein ligase-like. Lineage: Eukaryota; Metazoa; Chordata; Actinopteri; Cypriniformes; Xenocyprididae. The transcript is spliced from 2 exons. The record is from RefSeq and is a predicted model, not a curated record. The coding region runs from base 55 to 543 and encodes 162 amino acids.
GAGUCACCGGCACUUUACUAUCAAGAGCUUCAAGAAGAGUUCGCAACAAGAAACAUGCAACAGGACACAAUGGUUCCAGAAAUGGAGUGCGGAAUCUGCUACCAAUCUUACAACACCGGUCGGCGGUGUCCUCGGCAGCUGAGCUGCAAACACUCGUUUUGUGAGAGCUGUCUGUCGAUGCUCGCGCAAUCCGCGAAGAUUCCCGAGCCCCGGAUAGCGUGUCCGCUGUGCCGUCACUCCACGUCGCUGUCAGAUGCGAGAGUCCAGGAGAACCUACCCGUAGACGAGGACAUUUUUGAGCGGCUAGUAUCCGCGGGCAGCUUGGAGGAGUGUACGGAUGACGACGAAGACACCGAGGAGCCCAAGCAGGACGCGUCCAGCCCACCAAAAGAGGAUGUUUCACCGCCACCAAGAUCACGAAAAGGACACCUGAUGAAAUGCAUACGGCGCCUGUGUAAAAAAGUCAACGGGGAUGUGCGGAGAAAUUGCAUGACUGAUGCGGACUUGAAGGACCUGGCAAUGAUGUCCUGCUACAUGAUGUGAAAAGUUGUUGAACUGUUGUUCUCAGACAUUCCAAAAGAUGAAACCACACAUGCAUGAUUUAAGAGACCAGGUGUAAUCAUUUGAAUCAACGACUGGAAAACGUACUGCUUUACUGCUAUUCCGAAUAAUUGGGAUGGGCAUGGCUCCUUCCAUGUCUGUGGGUGUCAGUGCCCUGCCUCAAGCUAAUGGGUGACAACUCGCAAUGGGAGCCUAUAAAUGCCAUGUGUUUGUGUUUGUGUUUCCACUGAAAAGGUGGAAUGUCAGUGCCUGCGGGACACAGGAGGACUGUUUGCUUUUGGGUGUGACUUGUUGCCAUAGCAGACAUUUAGGGUUGUCCCAGAGCAACCCAUAAACAUAAACAAAACAUG